This is a messenger RNA of Bipolaris oryzae ATCC 44560, 366 nucleotides long. RefSeq lists its product as uncharacterized. Bases 1 to 366 code for a protein of 121 amino acids. Lineage: Eukaryota; Fungi; Ascomycota; Dothideomycetes; Pleosporales; Pleosporaceae. The record is from RefSeq and is a predicted model, not a curated record. The transcript has a single exon.
AUGGUAAGAAGGGCUAGCGAGCAAGGCGAGGAGGGCAGUGCGCAACGAGGGACGAACCAAACGACGACGGGGUUGGGGGGCGACGGCGGCGAUGGUGAUGAUGAAGAGACAGACGAAGAAGCAACGAGGCAGUGCCGGUGGAUAGAGCAAGAGGACGAAUUACAAAAGAAGCGGCAUGCAAUUUGCCAUCGAGGCACUAGGGAGAGGAGCUGGGCAGACUGGCGCGAGAUAGGCCUGGGCUGUCUGAGAAAUAACGAACGUGGUGCCGAAGAAUCCCUGAUCUUCGCCGUUCGUGUUGACGGUCCUUGCUCGUCUUGCAGCGGCGACGGUGGGCCGGGGGGGGGUGGACAGGACGGGCAGUGCUAA